AUGUUUAGAACAAUAAGAUUAUUACCAAAAUUAAUAAGAUUAACUUAGAUGGUAACUUGUUAUACUCUCAUUUAUAAUUAAUAGUAAUAUUUGAGAUGUUCACAAAUUAAUACUUAAUCGAUCAAAAUUGUAAAUGAGAAAGAUGUGAAUGCAAUAUUAGCAAAUCCAUAAUAUUUCUCAAAUACAAUUAUUAUUUUAAAUAGAAAUAUUAUAGAUGAUAUUCCAAAACAUUUAUCAGUCAAAUUCUAAAUAUUUGAUGGCACAUUUAAUGAUUAUGAUUUAAUAGCAGUCAAUAAUCAUAGAUGUCUUCUCUUAAAAAUUAGAGGAGAAGAAGACUAUUUAAAAUUACUAAAUUUUUUUACACCAUUAUAAACAUUGAAUAGUAAACAAGAUGCUAUUAAUCUUAUUGAUCAAAUGGAUGCUAAAAUAGUAUUGAGUUACAUUCCUUAAUAAAAUAUAGUAAAAUAGGAAGAACCAAUUAAUAAAUUUGAUACUUUCAAAUAACGUAAUUAUAAGGAUCCUUAAUAAUUAGAGGAACAAUUUAGAGAACUUAGAUAUCUAGAUUAUAAUCGAGAAGCAUAAUAUUAUAUAAUUAAAGAUAAAAAAGUUGCUGAAGAAUUCAGUCUUUCAUCUAAUGAUAUAGGAGAAGUUUAUGUACUCAAAUAAACUAGUAUCUUUAAUGCUAAAGAAUCGUCUUUUUUUCAUAAUUCUAAAGAAUACUGUAUGAAUAAAAUUGAACCUGAUCCUAAUUUAGAAACAGCAGAUACUUUUAGAAUGAAAAAGAAAUAUCAUUCUCUAUCUGGAUAUAUUAGAGAAUCUCAAGAAUUUCCGGUCUAAUAAUUAAAUUUAUAGAAAUUUGUAUAAAGAUUGACUCUUACUGCUAAUAAUUAUGUGAAUUAUGUUUUUAAUAAAUAAUAAAUGGAUUCCUAAUUGCUUAUUUAUAAACAAAUUGGAGUUUAAUAUAUUCUUCUUUAUCAUUCUCAAAAUGAACUCAAUCAAAAAAUUAUUAAAAAACUAAUUAAUGUUAAAAAAUCUAUGAAUAUUAAAUAAUAAUAGUAAUUUGCUAUCAUUUAUUCAGAUAAUCUUGAUCUAAUUUAAUCUUAUUUUGGAUUAGUUAGUAAUGGAAUUUCAGAUGAUGUUAGAUUAAUUGAUCUUAAUUCACAUUAAACCUAUAAAACAUCUUAUAAAAUUGUCUAAUUAGGAUCAUUUAAUAAAAAUGAUAACCAAUAUAAAUAAUGUAAGAGAUACUCUUUUGGAGAUAAAGUCACUGUUAAUAGAUUAAAACAAUUUAUUGUUUAAACUACUAAUUUUCACAUCUAAAAUGUACAACCAACAUAAAACUAUAUAGAAGAAUAUUAUGAAAAAACAUUUGUUAAGGUUCCACUUCAAAAAUUAAAAACCAUCACUGCAUAAUCCUUAAAAAUGACACGAUUGACAGGAUUUGAUUUUAUUUAUUUUUAUAAGCCAGGUUGUGCUGCUUGUAAUAUAGUUGCUGAAACCUUAGAUAAAAUUGCUGACAAUUUAUAUAAUCCUAAUUCUUAUAGAGUUAACAACAUUUCUAAUUUUCAAAAAAUCUCUUUAAAAAAGUAUUAAGCAUAUUAAUAAAUAGAUAUAAUAUAUUAAAUGAAUCCGAGUUUUUGCCAUCUCCAAUUUAGGCUCCUUUAAUCUAUGUUUUCUAAAAUGAAAAAAUUAAAUAAGCAGAUUUAGUAUAAAAUAAGAUAAAUCCAGGAGAUGAAUCAAAAAUGCUUAACUUCUUAACCAAGUUCAUAGAAAAUCUUUGAAUAUUA
Molecule: messenger RNA, 1787 nt
Organism: Paramecium sonneborni
Lineage: Eukaryota; Ciliophora; Oligohymenophorea; Peniculida; Parameciidae
Source: the annotation of a GenBank genome assembly